GUCUUCUGCGCUGCUCGGUAGUGGUCGUUUGUGGUUUUUGAUGGGGGGUUGUUCGCCUCGACAUUUCCAUGGUAACUGAGCAGUCUGAGGUCUGAUAGGGAGCAGAAACGUGAGAAUGGAGCUGGAGGAAAAAAACCCGGACCCGAAAUACGGGGAGUCUAGAAAGUUCGACCCAAACUUCAAAGGACCGAUCCAGAACAGGAGCUGCACAGACGUCCUCUGCUGCCUUCUCUUCAUUAUUGCCUUGUUGGGCUAUUUUGCUGUUGGCAUCCUCGCCUGGUCUCAGGGUGACCCCAAGAAGGUGAUUUAUCCCACAGACAGCAUGGGACAGUUCUGUGGACAGGCUGGGACACCUCUGGAGAAGAAACCUCUCCUGUUCUACUUCAACAUCCUGAAAUGUGCCAGUCCUCUGGUCCUGCUGGAGUUCCAGUGUCCCACCACACAGUUAUGUGUGGAGAAAUGUCCUGACAGAUACCUCACCUUGGUGAAAGCCAAGUUAGGGAAAACUGAAGACCGUGACUACUACUCAAGUUACUGCAAGGAGGGAGUGGAUUUUACCAAACUGAGUCCUCCAGAGAUCCUGAGGGAUGGCCUGUGUCCUGCCAUGUUGUUUCCCAGUAAAGCCUUCACACGCCGCUGCCUCCCUGCUCUGCAAAAGCUAAAAGGCGGGGUGGUUGUGGUGGGCAACGAGACCACGUUUGUCGAUGAUGACAACAACAAAGUCAACGCCUCUGAUCUGCUGGAAGCGUCAAAGAAAUCAAAUUUUGCUUUAGAAGCUCGUCAGGUGGCCAUGAGAAUCUUUGAGGACUACACUCAGUCUUGGCACUGGAUUUUACUAGCAAUCGGCCACGUUAUGUCAGCYCUGUUCUACCCUCUGCUGACCUUUGCCCUGCUGGCUGUGGUGAUCGCUUACUGGGCCAUCACUGCUGUGUUCCUGUCUACAUCCAACGAGCAGAUCUACAAAGRGUUCAACAACUCCGACUGUCCAUACGCUCGAGAAACCUGCGAUCCCCAGACGUUCAACACGUCAAACGUUUCGACGGUGUGUCCGGACGCAGAGUGCCUGUUUGCUUUUUAUGGUGGCGAGACCGUCUAUCARCGAUACCUCAUCCUGUUUCAGUUCUACAACGUUUUCCUCUUUUUCUGGUGUGCAAACUUUGUGACUGCGUUGGGCCAGGUUACUCUSUCAGGGGCGUUUGCGUCGUAUUACUGGGCCUUUAAAAAGCCAGACGACAUCCCUGCUUUCCCCAUCUUCUCCUCUCUAAGACGAGCUCUCAGAUACCACACAGGUUCCCUGGCGUUUGGCUCCCUGAUCCUGUCUUUGGUCCAAGUCAUCAGGGUCAUUCUGGAGUAUUUGGACCAGAAGCUAAAAGGAAUUUACUGUACUAUUAUUUGGAUGUAUGUGUGCAACAUUUUAUUUCUCACAGUAAAAUUAUAUUAUUUUGUGUUACAACCAGCUCCUUGUUGAAAACCUGCCUUAGUUCAAAUGAAUUAAUUAAAGAAUAAAUAUUAGCUGCAAAACCUGUAAAUAACUGACAAACUGACUCUCCUAUGAGGUAAUUCUAUAUAAUAUGUUAUACAUUAUGGUUUAUAAUUUCUGACAGCAAGUCAGUCUGAAAGCGUUUAUAAGUCAGAUGUUAUUUAUCAGUUGAACAAACUAAAUAUUAUUGUUUAGAAAAAUAAUUUACCAAAGUCAUUAAAAGCCAUGAGACAAUACAAAUAGUUCAACAUUCAUUUUCACUUUUUUUGUAAUAAACAAAUAUUUUUGGUGCAAACAUGUUAAGUGUAUAUGUUUUACACUGUGUUUUUGUUGUAAACUAAUAAACUUGUGUUUUGUUUAAGUUUGCUAAGAAAAAA
Messenger RNA from Austrofundulus limnaeus, 1857 nucleotides. RefSeq names its product choline transporter-like protein 2. Gene Ontology annotation, molecular function: transmembrane transporter activity. Gene Ontology annotation, biological process: transmembrane transport. Lineage: Eukaryota; Metazoa; Chordata; Actinopteri; Cyprinodontiformes; Rivulidae. Gene Ontology annotation, cellular component: membrane. The record is from RefSeq and is a predicted model, not a curated record.